AUGGUGCUACUGCUAGGAAGUGUACUCACUGUGGCAGUACUCACCAUUCUAUGGAGUAGUGCUUUCAGAAGAAUAGAUACCCCCAAUGGUGGCAUAGCUAUAAAGAGCGAAGGGCCCGUGAGGGUCAUGACAACCUCCCUAACCGGGAGGGAAAUGCCGUCGUUUGUACUGUUGAAUUGGCACCUAUUAGAGCCUUUCCACGCUACAGCCCAGCCCGAGGCUAGGGGAAAAAAAAAUGGCGUUCCAGCGGAGCAGCCCAGCCCCGGGGGGGUGUGGGACCCACCUCCUCGGGUUGGCCCGAAGGCAAGUCUUACUCGAGGUCCAAAACGAGGGGGGUUACUGUAG
Messenger RNA from Prunus armeniaca (apricot), 345 nucleotides. The record is from the annotation of a GenBank genome assembly. Lineage: Eukaryota; Viridiplantae; Streptophyta; Magnoliopsida; Rosales; Rosaceae.